UUUUAAAUUAAAAUAUCUAUUCAUUUAAUAUUCUUUUGAUAGGAUUUUUGUUUGUUUGUGAAAUCUCUGAACUGGGGACUGAACCCGGGACUUUCACUGAUAAUGUUAGACCUAAGUCUUCGUAAACCCGGAGUAAUUAGUAAUUGUAAAAAUUUGUCAAUACGCAUUGCUCACUGAGGUUGGUAUAUGAUCCAUAAUCUCUCUACUCACUCACUUUUACUUUUCAGAUUAGCAGUUGGAGCAGUUGGAGAGCAAAGUUCAGGGUCAAUUUUUGCAAGAAUGGCAUUGGUUGUAGUUUGUGGGCAACCAAGUAGUGGGAAGUCAAUGGCUGCAAUGUGCCUUGCCGAAGCUCUAAAAGGAUCAGAGUUAAAAGAGACAGUCAGGAUAAUUGAUGAAACUUCCUUUCAUCUUGAUCGCAAUCAGAGCUAUGCCAAUAUGACUGCAGAGAAGAAUUUACGCGGAGUGCUCCGGUCUGAAGUUGAUAGAUCUGUGUCGAAAGAUAAUAUAAUCAUUGUAGAUUCUUUGAACAGUAUCAAGGGUUACAGAUAUGAACUAUGGUGUUUGGCUCGUGGUGCUGGAAUAAGAUACUGUGUGCUUUACUGUGAUGUGGAAGAAAAUGAUUGUAGAAAAUGGAAUGAGGAACGACGGGAGAAAGGAGAACCCACAUAUGAUGAUAAUAUACUUGAAGAUCUUGUAAGAAGGUUUGAGAAACCUGAUAGAAGAAAUCGAUGGGAUUCACCUUUGUUUGAAUUAUGGCCACAGAGAGAUGGAAUUGAGAAAUCUUCUGCUGCCAUUUUGGAUGCUGUUUCCUAUUUGACAAAAAAGGUGGAUUCAAAAACGCGGCAUGUUAAGAUUUUACAGCCAACCAUUGCAACACAAAAUACACGAUUUUCAGAGGCAAAUUCUCUGUAUGAAUUGGAUAAAGCAACACAAGAAGUGACUAAUGCUAUUGUAGAAGCACAAUCGAAGGCACUUGGAGGGCCUCUUAACGGGAUAUCUCUUGGCCAGAGUUUGCCUACUAUCAAUAUUUCAAGGUCAGUUGGGCUGCCUGAGCUACGUAGACUACGAAGAACAUUCAUUAAAUUGACAGGGCAAACCAGUUUGAGUGGACCACCACCACCGUCUGAUUCUGACAGUGCAAAGAGGAUGUUUGUGGACUACUUGAACAGGGAACUAGAAACCACUGCUUGAAUGAGCAUAAAUAUCAUUGUUCUAUUGAAAUAUCUUUGGGAUUAGUCAAAUGUGAGGGCCAUUCUAGGUUUUGUCCAAUAUCGAAUGGUGUUGUACCAACAAAUAAUGAAAGUGGAGGUUUGCCUUCUAAAAAGGUAGUACUACACUUACAAUUCAAUCUUACAAACUUUCUUUCACAACUUCAACGUGAUAGCUUGCAUAGGUCUCGUUUGUUCAAUUACGAACUGACCAAUUGUAAACUAUCAUGUCAGGCUGUAAAAGAAAGUUUGAAAAAUUAGGUGUGAGCCAAUCUUUUAUUGUUCUAAAAAUAGGUUACUUUGUUUUUAGUAUCUAUUGUAUCAAAGAAAAGCAGUGUGGUUUGCUAAAGGAAUCACUGUAACAUUUGUUCAAUGGUAAUUUAUUUGGAUUGUUUCAAAUUGUCAAUACAUGUUUUUGGUGAUUUGACGUUUCAAAA
This is a messenger RNA of Pistacia vera, 1645 nucleotides long. Its product is annotated as protein KTI12 homolog. NCBI's taxonomy places the organism in Eukaryota, Viridiplantae, Streptophyta, Magnoliopsida, Sapindales, Anacardiaceae. The record is from RefSeq and is a predicted model, not a curated record. The transcript has 2 exons. The coding region runs from base 187 to 1191 and encodes 334 amino acids.